AAAACAGACGAUAUCAUACUAUCCGGUAACGGCGUCACCGUCGUCUCAGGCUUCCCCUCUCGCCAUCAACAACCGUCGUCACUACGCCACUCCCUCCGCUACCUCCCCAAGAUGGCCUUGGCUUCCCAUCACCCCUCGUCUCUCCCUCCGGCGACCUUCCUCCUCCCCAAGUCGCCGAAACGAUCUCGUCUUCCGAAGCCCUUCUUGCUCAGGGUCGCUCCUCCUUCCUCGUCCUCGUCCUCCUCCUCUCCGGAUCCACCCGGCUCCGAACCGCCCUCCGAACCCGCGGCUCCGGCGGACCCCGUCAAGCUCGCCUUCGAAAAAGCCAGGGUGUACCGGAAGUCGCUGCGUUCGAAGCCGGAGGGUGAUCUCGAGGCGAGCGCGGCCGUGGCCGGGAGCCCUAGCGAUGAGAGUUACGGUCGCGACGGUUCGGCCGAUGCCGGUAGAAUCGCCAUGGCCAAGGCGAAAGAGCAUGUCUUGGAAAGCGACGCCGAUUCAGGCUUGAAAGGUAGAAAUGGAGGGAAAAUUGGUAAAGCAAAUUUGGAGGAAAGAACGAGUAAGGAACAGCAGCUGGUGGUUUCGGGCAUCGACUUUGUGGGGCUCGACUUUGCAGACAAGAAAAGGACCAGGGGACUUCCGCCUGGUUUGAUUCCGGCGAGUGACCCUUUUCCAGAAGGAGACGUACCUGAGGUGGAAAUCAUUCUCGGGGACACCACCAAAUUCAAUGACGCGACGGCGGUGAAUCCUGCGGUCGCGCCACCCCAAGAAGAUAAUUCGGAUCUUUACAAACCCAAAGUUUCGACUUGGGGUGUCUUCCCAAGACCAAACAACAUAUCCGAGACAUUUGGAGGUGGAAGGACCAUUCGCCCAGGGGAUGUGCUGGAAACAGCUGAAGAUAGGGCUGCUAAAGAUGCACGCACUAGAGAACUUGUUGCUGCUUACAAGAGAAAAACGGGCUUAAAUAUUGAUGCAAAGUUGAAAGCUGAGUGUGAGAAGGCUCUGAAGGAUGGUGACUCUCUGAUGGAUGUUGGAAAACUUAAGGAAGCUUUACCAUUUUAUGAAGAGAUCAUGAGUAAGCUGCCAUUUGAGAGUGAACUUCAUGGAUUAGCUGCAUUGCAGUGGUCCAUCUGCCAGGAUUCACUUGCCAGAUCAAAUGAGGCUCGUAUGAUGUACGAGAAGCUUCAAUCUCAUCCAAAUGCUAAAGUCAACAAGAGAGCCAUGCAAUUCAUGUUCAGCUUCCAGGCCAUGGAGAUGAUGAAGGUAAGAAGCUCAAAGCUCUCUGCAGAGAGCAUAGGCUACCAAAACUACUUCGAGGCCUUCAUUGAAGACAAAAGCAACUAUCCACUUGACAAGGAUGAAGAAGUCGAAGAAGGUGCACUCUCUCAAGCCUUUCCCUACAUAGUCUUUCUUCUCUCACCCAUUUUUGUUGUGCUUUUUAUUGCUGUCCAGAGAGGAAUAUAGUCUCUGAAGAUUGUAGGGUUACCUUUUUGUUUCUCUUUUCCCCUUUUCUUAUUUUGGAGUUUUAAUGUAGAUUAAUCAUCCAAGUUGUUAUUUCCACCUGGGUUAUUGUUCUUACCUACCUCUCUGGAGUUAUUAUAUAUAGAGAAUCGGGAAGCACUUCUUGCUUAGAAUUUUCUUUGUCACAGUAGAAUUUUAGGAUGAUAAACAGUUGCACUUUUUUCAAUGGAUGCUUGAAGUCACAUGAAGAUUCUGGGCCA
Molecule: messenger RNA, 1718 nt
Organism: Syzygium oleosum
Lineage: Eukaryota; Viridiplantae; Streptophyta; Magnoliopsida; Myrtales; Myrtaceae
Exons: 7
Coding region: 112-1461 (449 amino acids)
Source: RefSeq, a predicted model, not a curated record